AUGGCGAGUGUGAGCGCGCAGCAGAGCCGCCACUCCCUCUUCACCAUAGACCGCAUCCUGGGGCUGCAGAGACCCGAGCAGAGGACCGCCGUGUACACCCCUCACCGGCCCUGGACAGAGGUACAACCACCAAAAAAUGACAGCUUUGUAAAAACAGACGGCUCCUUGGACAUCCCUGGGAUGGAUGAGAGGAAAAGAGAAGCAUCCAUUGAAAGCUGUAGGCGUUCACCAAACUGGUGCAUUGGACGGAGACCUAGAACUGCUUUUUCCAGCUUACAGAUUGAGAUACUUGAGAGCGUAUUCCAAGUAAACUCGUACCCUGGGAUUGAUGUUCGGGAGGAGCUCGCUCAGAAACUGCAUCUCGAUGAAGACAGAAUACAGAUCUGGUUCCAGAAUAGGAGAGCAAAACUGAAGCGCUCACAUCGAGAGAACCAGUUCCUCAUGGUCAAAAAAGUCAUCAAUGGUCUCCAGCAGUGA
Molecule: messenger RNA, 477 nt
Organism: Clarias gariepinus (North African catfish)
Lineage: Eukaryota; Metazoa; Chordata; Actinopteri; Siluriformes; Clariidae
Gene: hesx1
Product: HESX homeobox 1
Exons: 4
Coding region: 1-477 (158 amino acids)
Biological process (GO): pituitary gland development; forebrain development; regulation of transcription by RNA polymerase II
Cellular component (GO): nucleus
Molecular function (GO): RNA polymerase II cis-regulatory region sequence-specific DNA binding; DNA-binding transcription repressor activity, RNA polymerase II-specific
Source: RefSeq, a predicted model, not a curated record